Messenger RNA from Chrysoperla carnea, 1641 nucleotides. RefSeq names its product probable ATP-dependent RNA helicase DDX28 (gene Dbp21E2). Lineage: Eukaryota; Metazoa; Arthropoda; Insecta; Neuroptera; Chrysopidae. Bases 2 to 1558 code for a protein of 518 amino acids. The record is from RefSeq and is a predicted model, not a curated record. Gene Ontology annotation, molecular function: nucleic acid binding; RNA helicase activity; ATP binding. The transcript is spliced from 5 exons.
AAUGAAUUCUGUAAAACUUUUCAAAACAUUUUUAAACACUUCCAAACUUGAUGUAAUAUUUUACACAUCUCGUCAUUUAUCUCAAGUACAAGAACUUAAAACGAAAACAAUUUCUUCAACGCGACAGUUAAUCAAUUGUAAACGACGUGAAUUCGAUCUUUACGAAGGUCUUUCAUAUUCAAAUUAUGGUGAUAAUGUUGAAGUUAAAUUGGCUUCAAAAGGAUGGAAUCACAAAAAAUCUAUUGGGGAUUGGUUUAUCUUAUAUCCACGACCAAAAAAUUGUACUACACUGGAUGAUAAUAGAACAUUCGAAAAAUUGGGUAUUUCGAAACAUAUGUGCCAUAUUUUAAAAUCAAUGGACAUAACUACACCAACUAAAAUCCAAUCGAAAGCAAUUCCUAUAAUAUUUACUGGCAAAAAUUGCAUAGUCGGUGCACAAACAGGUAGUGGAAAAACGUUAGCGUAUUUGUUACCAAUGAUUGAACGAUUAAUCGCAUGGAAGAAACAAUUUGAUGAACGACCAAUGAAUUCACCAUUAGCCGUUAUUUUACUACCAAGUCGUGAAUUAACAUAUCAAAUUGGUGAAGUCAUCAAUCAUUUUGCAAGGGAUUUCAAUUUGAAUGUAAAUGUUAUAAUCGGUGGUCGUACCAAAAAAAUGAUGUUAAAUCCAGAAUUCAAUCAAUCGGAUAUUGUGGUUGCGUCACUAGGUGCUAUUAGUAAAUUAACAACUACCGGAAUAUUUCGUAUGGAAAAUUGCCGACAUCUUGUGUUAGAUGAAGCGGAUACUUUACUUGAUGAUAGCUUCUACGAUAAAUUGCAUUAUUUUCUCAAACAUUUUAGGUUACAAUAUGGUGGCGUCAAUUCAAAUGCACAAGGUACACAAUUAACACUUGUAAGUGCAACGAUUUCACCAAACAUGAAAGAACAAUUAAACGAUAUACUUCCAGUGGAUUCAUUAGAAGAAAUUACAUUAAAUAAUUUACAUUCAGUGAUGGAACAUGUACCACAAAAAUUUAUACGUUUAGGACGAUCUGAUAAACCAUCACAUUUGUUGAAAUUAAUCAAAGAGAAUCAAUUAAAAAAAGAACCAGUGAUUAUAUUUAGUAAUAAAUCGUCAACGUGCGAUUGGAUCUCGAUGUUUUUAAAUUCAAAUGGUAUCAAUUGUAUUAAUUUAAAUGGUGAUAUGUCGUAUCAUAUACGAUCUGGUACCUUUCAAGAAUUUCAAGAUGGAUUCUAUGAUGUUAUAUCGUGUACGGAUAUUGGAUCACGUGGUUUAGAUACUACACGGGUGAAACACGUACUAAAUUACGAAUUUCCAAUGCAUACAGCUGAUUAUAUACAUCGUGCAGGUAGAGUUGGUCGUAUUGGAAGCCCCGAUGGAUGUUAUGUAACAAAUUUUGUUAGUGGAACUAAAGAAGUUGAAAUUGUACAAAAAAUUGAGAAUGCUAUUCGACAAAAUACGAACAUACCAGACGUAAAUGGAAAUAUUACCCAAGUGAUAUCAAAUAAAAUGUUUAAAUCAAUACGAAAUGAUAUUUCAAAUGUGGAUCGAUUAUAGUUUGGAUCGAAUUAUUUUUAGUGUUGUGAACAUAAUUAAUUCGGUAUCUUUUUUAGGCUUAGGACAAUUUUUUGUUAAUUAAG